AUGGCGCCUACCAUCACCUCAGCCCUCACCAUCGUUCUCACCACUGUUCCUAUGCUGGGGAAGGACAACUGGGCCAAGUUUGGGAAGGGAUUCAAGGUGUUUUUGCUGGGAGUGGACACACUUUGGGUUAUGGGGAAAGGGCCAAAAGCAGAUGAGUCUGACCAAGUUACCCUGGACAGGAUGCUCCUCCCCUACCUCUACACCAAGAUAGAGGAGCAGUACCAGCCUCUCAUCGAUGAUUUCGAGUCUGCCACUGCUGCCUGGGCUGCCCUCAAGGCCCAUUUCGAGAAAUUGAGCAUGAGCACCAGGAUGGCUGCUAGGGCAGAGCUGCACUCUAUCCCCCAUGAUCCCACCAAGGAAAUGUUGAUAAAAUGGCUGAACCAGGAAUUGAACCUGGGACCUCUGACUUGGAUCGUCCAGUGCUCUAACCACUGA
Molecule: messenger RNA, 435 nt
Organism: Mycena citricolor
Lineage: Eukaryota; Fungi; Basidiomycota; Agaricomycetes; Agaricales; Mycenaceae
Source: the annotation of a GenBank genome assembly